Owenia fusiformis is the source of this 603-nucleotide messenger RNA. The record is from the annotation of a GenBank genome assembly. Lineage: Eukaryota; Metazoa; Annelida; Polychaeta; Sabellida; Oweniidae.
AUGUACACCAUUAUGAUAUGGAUUCUUGCCUUCGCGGCAAUACGAGCAGUAGUUACUAGCACAUCGUGUCUCCAAGAUUUAGAGGAUGAUGUGUCUGCUAUGAAGAGGGAUAUAGAAAGUCUCAACAAAGCAGCUUUCCCUGAUACAGCAGAUGAAUGUAUUGGUGAAUUUAUUGUAAGUGGAGAUCACCGUAGAAUUCCUGAUCUUAGCUUGACAGCUUCAUCAAGUCACUCUUCGUAUCCACCAAGAAAUGCAAGACUUGGGGCGUCUACUUGCUGGGCUGCUGGAAUAAAUGAUGAGAACCAGUGGAUCCAGGCUGACUUGGGUGAGGUGAAGCGAGUGUAUGGUGUAGUAACACAAGGCAGGGCUAAUAGUGAUCAGUGGGUGAAAUCUUACAUGAUUUCCCACAGUCUAAAUCACGGGACACCAUUUACCGAAAUUCUUACGAGAGAUGGCCAUGGGGUUUUCAAUGGUAAUAAGGACAGACACACUCCAGUAUUGAACAUGUUUCAAUCUGUACAAGCAAGGAAUAUCCGUAUCAGCCCAAAAACAUGGUAUGGUUAUGUUUCCCUACGAUUUGAUGUCAUCGGAUGUCGUGCCUAA